AUGGAUAAUCAAUCAAAUGUCUCUGAUUUUCUGCUCUUUGAGUUCUCAAAAAUACACGAAUUACAAAUGUUACAUUUCUUUGCUUUCCUGGUAUUGUAUUUGGCAAUUCUAACAGGAAACCUCCUCAUCAUAUCUGCAAUAAUUUUGAACCAUCAUUUGCAUACUCCCAUGUAUCUCUUUUUGUUGAAUUUAGCCAUACAAGACCUUGGUACCACUUCAGUCAUUGUUCCUAAAUCCAUGGCAAAUAUGCUGAUGAACACAAGACACAUUUCUUAUAUUGGAUGUGUUUCUCAAGUCUUCCUUCUGGUCUUUUUUCUGGGAUCUGAUAUUUGGAUCCUUACAGUCAUGGCCUAUGAUCGUUACGUUGCCAUUUGCAAUCCAUUACAUUAUCAAACAAUAAUGAACAAACAAGCCUGCAUUUACAUGAUUCUUGCUGUAUGGGGCAGCAGCCUUCUUAAUGGAUCAUUGCAUACUUGCUUUACAUUUGGAACAUCUUUUUGUUCCAAUAACAUCAAUCAAUUUUUCUGUGACAUCCCACAGUUACUUAAACUCACCUGUUCAGGCUUAAACCAAAAUGAAAUCAGACUAAUAGUGUUUGUUUGUGCUUUAGGAUUUGUUUGUUUUUUCUUUAUUAUUUAUACUUAUGUGUCCAUUUUCACUGCUGUGCUGAAAAUUCGCUCCUUGGAAGGAAGGAAAAAAGCAGUUUCUACUUGCUUACCCCAUCUUAUUGUGGUUUCCAUGUUCCUAUUAUCUGCAUUCAUUGCUCAUCUGGAGCCUCCUUCCAGUAAUGCAAAUUUAGCAUCAACUGUGAUGUAUUCCCUUAUUCCACCUCUUUUGAAUCCCAUUAUCUAUAGUAUGAGAAACAGCAGUAUCAAUCUUGCCCUUUCAAAAUUAUUAAAUAAGAGAAACUCUUAG
Molecule: messenger RNA, 915 nt
Organism: Pantherophis guttatus
Lineage: Eukaryota; Metazoa; Chordata; Lepidosauria; Squamata; Colubridae
Product: olfactory receptor 14J1-like
Biological process (GO): G protein-coupled receptor signaling pathway
Cellular component (GO): membrane
Molecular function (GO): olfactory receptor activity; G protein-coupled receptor activity
Source: RefSeq, a predicted model, not a curated record